This is a messenger RNA of Coprinopsis cinerea okayama7#130, 4215 nucleotides long. RefSeq lists its product as hypothetical. Gene Ontology annotation, molecular function: microtubule binding; actin binding. The transcript is spliced from 4 exons. Bases 1 to 4215 code for a protein of 1404 amino acids. Gene Ontology annotation, cellular component: cytoplasm; actin filament. Gene Ontology annotation, biological process: actin filament polymerization. Lineage: Eukaryota; Fungi; Basidiomycota; Agaricomycetes; Agaricales; Psathyrellaceae. The record is from RefSeq and is a predicted model, not a curated record.
AUGCCCCACGACGACGACCCAAACGGCGGCGGCUCCACCGAUACCCACGACGCCCUCCUCGUCCAGGACCCUCCUCCAAGCCCAAGUCCGAAAAAGGUCGAUGAAGUAGGCGUCGUCUCCGCCGUAGACCAGCAGUUGCAGGAAGAAGUCUCUGAUUUCAGGUCUGGCGACCCAAAGGACCACGGUAGCCCCGCAGAGUCCAGUAGGGGUCCCUCGUUCUCGACAACAGCAGACCACACUUCAGAAACGGGCAGCGUCCAGAGCAUGCCCGCAGUGCGCAUCUCAGAGUCGCCAACACCGCUCGCCAGUGACCACCCAUCCCCCGCACCGUCGCCCGCUGCUUCAGUGAUUUCCCAUCGCCCGCCACCAUCGCCCGCCCGUAGCCAGACACUCCAGGAACAGGCAAACAGCUCCCAGACGCAACUUCAAAGGAGGGCUCGUCACAGAUCGGUGAUGCUCGAAGGUCGCUCGGCCAACAGACUGUCUGGUUUCUUCAACAACCUCAUGAACCGCCGGGACACUUUGGUUCCGAACGCCAGGGACGCUGUUCCAGAAGUCCCAUCAUCUCACCCUCCGUCCAGGAACCAGUCUGCACCACCAUCUGAGCCCGUUUCUCGUCCAACAUCACCUUCACCGCCCCCUCGCCCUGCAACUCCUCCGCCCCCUUCACUGCCUGCUCCAACCCUGACAGAGCUAGGACUCUCUCUUUCCACCGUCACCUCCGACCUUUCUCCAUCUCAUUUCAGUGCACCACCCACAAGCGGGGCUUUCUUGGCACCUCACUACCUACUGCUAUGUCAUGCUCAGGGCCUUGACGUUCUUCCGCUAUCCUCCCCUCCUGCACCUCAACCAUAUGCUCUGGUUCGUCGCGUAAGCUUUAAAAACGUCGUCGUAAUGGAGCAGCGCGGUGUAUUGGUCGCGAUCGCUGGUAGAAGGGAUGGAGUGCGGGUAUACGCAUUGGAGGAAGUCAAGAAGGCGAUAGAAUGGCGAAUUGAGGUCGAAAUCAAACGUGAACGAGAUCGUUUACGCCGGGAAAAUGUCAAGAAGUCGGCGACAGUCCGUAGCAUCGACGCUAUCGAUUUACGAGAACUUUCUGAGAAACCACCUCGAAACUUUCUGUCAACACCGCCCCCCGGAGAAACGGAUACUCGACGGCCCAAUAUUCUUCGAAAAUCAUCUCAUGGCUCAAUACCGGUCCCAGUCCCCACCAACGUCCCGCCUCAAUUACCGUUGAUCCCUCGGCCACCUGUAGCCCGGCCCAGGCAAAAACCACGGUCAAGCUCAGUGCAGCUUCCACCUACCCCUCCUAUAGCUGCACGACACCCGAGUGAAGAUCCUCCACCUUACGUUCAAGAGGAGCCAGCCAGUUCCCAGGCGAGCCUUCUUCGUCCACAGCCCUCAGCUGUCUCUUUACGUGCGCGGACUCGCGGCAAUUCCAUCACCAAUGUGCUUGCCGGACGACCACGGUCGACAUCACGCGAACCUCAGUCCAAAGUUGAUUGGGCAGAGUCCAGUGAAGACGAGGCGAUAGAUAUUGUAGCAGCGGGAGCAAGCGGGAGUCAGGCUUUGGAUGAGAGGACUAGCGCGACAUUGUCGGCCAGUCGUGCCUCAGCGGGGCUUCCUCCAGUUCUCGCCCAGCCUCCUGUGGUCCACACUCGACACCGCUCUGGGACGUUACGACGGAACAGACCUUCGAAUCUCGACCUUUCGUUGGCGUUACCGGCUGCCAGCAUGCAGCCACCACCUUCUCCAGCUCCCACCCUCUUGAGCCUCAGGCAAGCUCUGGCGCAAUCUGCGUCAUUGGACGGUGAUCGGGAAGGCGGAGAAGAGCCCACUGAUCCAGCCCUUGGGGAGGAUGACGAAGGGGACGAAACUGACGGUCGCAUUAGCCUCGCUCAAGCAUUGCUCGAGAGCCGACUGCCCGAGUUACCACCUCUAGGAACAACCCGUCCACAAGAACCCAUACUACUCGCAACAACCAAUGAUCGUGUCGAAUCCCCGCCUGGAUCUCCGGUUGGUAAUUGGAAUGGCCGGAAUACACAGGGAACAACCGAUACGUCGCCAAGUACUUCCAGGCGCAGACGGAGGCGAUGGUCUGUGUUGAAUAUAAAUUCAAACGAGGGCGAUUCGCCGCAAGCCGACGCUCAGCAAAUUCCCAAUCCCCCACUAACAGCUCCUGCAACUGAACGCUCGCCUCAUCGUUUCACGAGGUCACACUCUUUCCGUUCAAAUCGUUCACAGCCUGCUAGCAUCAGUACUACUCCUGACCCACCAUCUAGCGCAUAUCCUCCCUCCCUUUCAUCACAAAGGACGACAACCCCUGUUACCAACCUCGCCAGGUCCGCCACGCGCUAUUUUCCACGGAUUAUUAGCAAUGCAUUUCACGGUCGACGCUCAGAAGAACGUGCGGCUUUGCCAGCACAUGCCUCUGACAGUGAAACAACCAAGCCCUCCGUCCAGUCGAGUAACCAGGCUCCUCCUCCGAAGCUGGAAUACGUCAAGCUACCGGGCACGAAAAAUGCAUUGAUGAUAAAGGCAGUGGAGACUGCUAAGAAAAGCUUCCUGGCCAUCCUGUGCGGGGAUAAUGGCGAAAAGGUCGAACUCUUCGCCGGUACCUACCGAACUGCACUGGGCUUAUCCAGGACCUUCAUCCUGCCGGACUCUCCUCGUUCUUUGGAACUACAACUCCAAGGCGACGAUCUCGUUGAAGUGUUCUUGGUAUUCGCUCAGAACGUGUUUGGCUUGGAACCUGCUACCGUUAGGGUACGAGAAGUGCGGAUAGGGCGCGCAGAGCGACGAGCUGCACGGCGACGAGCUCGUGAAAACAACCGAACAGGGACAGGCGAGCACGCUGCCGCUCCGCAGGAGGGCGAGCCACCGGAAGAAGAUGUGGCCAAUGUUAAUGUCACUGUCGGGGUGUCCGUCGCCGUCGAGUCAACUCCAGCCACUUCUGGAGAUGCGACUGUGAGACCUGCGUCUCCGACGCUGGUUGCAAGCGAGCAUCCUAAUGCACCGACAGAGCGCCCCGCGACCCCUGUUGACUCUGCUCAGACGGCGUCCACGUCACAACUGGAUGAUCUCCCUUCUGUAACCUCGGCAAACGCAGGCCCGUACACAACAUUCCAGCAACUUAGCUUUGCUCCCAAAUUCCCUUUGGCAUCCAUUGCUGACGACUACAUCAUUCCGCCAACAUACCCCUCCUUCAUUGAAUACCGCAAGGAAUACGAACAUGACGAGGCAACUAAUUCUAAUGACGGCAACGAUACCAAUAAUGAGCCACCACCCGCUGACUUUUCACCACCUGGAUUACCUGUGCCGAUACCGACCAAGCCGCCCCAAUGGUACUAUCGCGACCCAAAGGGAGUCGUUCAUGGCCCAUGGAAGUCGUCACUUAUGCAAGCAUGGUACAAGCAAGGGCUACUUCCUCCCGAUCUGCCUAUUCGACGUGAAGAAGAUGAGGAAUUCACCCUGUUGAAGGAACUUCGUCUUCAGAGUGUUGAUCCUGCACAACCGUUCAGCUUCCCUCCAACACCGCCUCCACCUCCCCCGGUACCUCCACCGCCAGCCGAGAAGCCGUUACUGUCUCCUAUAUCGCUGCUGGCUCAACCGCGUCACUUUGGGCCUCCCGCUCUCUUUUUCUCCUCCCGUGGUGGUCACAGCACAACCGUCGUCGACUCGAGAGGUCGUUCGGUUCUGAAAGGCAAAUUUGUCUGGACUAACGAUGAUGACUCGGAGGACUCGAAAGUCACCUCGAAAAUGGGGGAUAUCAAGCGGCUGGAGGCGUUCGAUGUUCAGGAUCGGUCCGUGCUGGUUGCAUUGAGGCAGGGAGGUCUGGAGGCUGUGGAUUUGUGUGACGCGCUUCUCCGACCAGCCGACGAAUCACGGACAGUGCUCCCCCACUAUAGCCCUCCGCUCAGUACGACCAACAGGCGCCCACCGUUUGUAUGGAAGAUUGGCACACCGAUCGCGGCUUCUCCGACUCCCUUCAGCGCGUUGACCAGUCAGAGACCGAAGACAGGUUUCGGGCACUUGUCGGGUAGAAAAUCGUCAGUCAGUUCCGGCAAGACAGUGGUUGGACGAUCCGAUGUCCAUACUGUUCCGGGUGACCUGGAACCGACGGAUGAAGUCUUCUUCGUUGGAAGGAAGGAGGAUGAAAUCUACUUUUGCGAACGGAAUGCAGGUUCAUUCCGCAUUCUCAGGUUGGCACCUCAGUAA